AGUUCAGCGACCAAGUGGUGCAAGAGGCCGUAAAGGGAGAGGAGUAUUCAAGUUAACGCUGGGCUUUCGAACGAGCUAGAACCAACUUUUUUUAGGAGGAAACAACCUUCAAAAGGAUUACAUUAGAACCUUUAAAGGACAACUGCUGGUGGACGGACACAACUUAAUAACCGACCGGUGAUGAGCUCUCAGAUGGACUAUGCCAUGAGGUCUCUCAGCCUUCUGACUCCAUCCACCUUGUCCAAAGUUGUAACAUCGAGUGUGUCAGCGAGCGCCUCCAUGACCCAGCAGCUGCUCUCAGGUCGAGCUUCUCGUCCAAAGCCCUUCAGAGUCACCAAUGCAGACCGCAGUGCAAAGAAGGGAAUUAUGGCAGAGUCGCUACUGGACCUGAUUAAUAAGGUCAGUGACUCGUUGAGUUUACAGUGCUUCUGCUCAUUGGUUCUGGAUGAGGAUGGCACCGGUGUGGACACGGAGGAGUUCUUCCAAACGUUGCCAGAGAACACGGUUCUCAUGGUCCUGGAGGAGGAACAGAAAUGGGCCCCACAUCCUAGCAGCCCGUCCAGAAAUCAGUCCCUCGAGCGAUUCAAGCAGCACCGAACAGACGUGGCCAAGCUGACUUUCGACCUCUACAAGAACAACCCCAAAGAUUUCAUUGGCUGCUUGAACGUGAAGGCGACCCUGUACGGGUCUUACUCGGUGUCCUAUGACGUGCGGUGUUACGCAGCCAAAAAGAUCCUGAAGGAAGCUCUGAGAUGGACCAUCUUCUCCAUGCAGGCCACGGGCCACAUCCUGCUGGGCUCCUCCUGCUACAUCGAGCAGCUGCUGGAGGAAGAGGAGCGGGCUGAGAAGAGGCUGACGCUGCCACAGGAGAGCCGGAUCAGGCAGCUGCAGAGCCUGCUGCUGGGGAAGAUGUCUCACUGAUGAUGGACUAACGGUGAACUUGAUCCUCCUUGAUUUAGGUCGCAGAUGAAACAUGACAACUUAAUUAUUUUUGACCAAACCAGCAUUUUUUCCCCUUAUUGUCACAACUUUUUUGCUGUUACAUAUUUUCCCUUAAAGUAUUUUUCCUCUAAAUGCACUUUGACUUCUGUAACUUGUUCCUACAGAGACAUAAUAAAUAAAAGUAAAUUGUUUUAUUUCUUCA
Molecule: messenger RNA, 1144 nt
Organism: Nothobranchius furzeri (turquoise killifish)
Lineage: Eukaryota; Metazoa; Chordata; Actinopteri; Cyprinodontiformes; Nothobranchiidae
Gene: cidec
Product: cell death inducing DFFA like effector c
Biological process (GO): apoptotic process; regulation of apoptotic process
Source: RefSeq, a predicted model, not a curated record